Molecule: messenger RNA, 3330 nt
Organism: Carlito syrichta (Philippine tarsier)
Lineage: Eukaryota; Metazoa; Chordata; Mammalia; Primates; Tarsiidae
Gene: NASP
Product: nuclear autoantigenic sperm protein
Exons: 15
Coding region: 155-2524 (789 amino acids)
Biological process (GO): CENP-A containing chromatin assembly; DNA replication-dependent chromatin assembly
Cellular component (GO): nucleoplasm
Molecular function (GO): histone binding
Source: RefSeq, a predicted model, not a curated record
CGGGGCGAGGGCCUUCGUAUAUAAGUGGGCCCCAGCCGCGCGGGGUCUCCAAUCUGCCAUUUUCUGUCCCCGAGUAAGUCUCUGGCGUCCCAAAUUCCUUUGGUUUUUCUCACAGGCUCUGUCUCUCCCAUUGGUUCACCACCUCAGGGGAACGAUGGCUACAGAGUCCACAGCGACUGCCGCCAUCACCGCGGAGCUGGUUUCUGCCGACAAAAUUGAAGAAGAUGUUCCUGCUCCUUCUACCUCUGCAGAUAAAGUGCAGAGUCUGGAUGUGGAUUGUGAAGCCAAGAAACUAUUGGGUUUAGGACAGAAACAUCUGGUGAUGGGGGAUAUUCCAGCAGCGGUCAAUGCAUUUCAGGAAGCAGCUAGUCUUUUAGGAAAGAAGUAUGGAGAAACAGCUAACGAGUGUGGAGAAGCUUUCUUUUUCUAUGGGAAGUCGCUUCUGGAGUUGGCAAGAAUGGAGAAUGGUGUGUUGGGAAAUGCCUUGGAAGGUGUGCAUGUGGAAGAGGAAGGAGACAAAACAGAAGACGAAUCUCUGGUUGAAAAUAAUGAUAACAUAGACGAGGAAGCAAGGGAAGAGUUGAGAGAACAGGUUUAUGACGCCAUGGGAGAAAAAGAAGAAGCCAAAAAAACAGAAGACAAGUCUCUGGCACAGCCUGAAACUGAUAAAGAACAGGAGAGUGAAAUGGAGAAGGGUGGAAGAGAAGAUAUGGAUAUAAGUGAGUCUGCAGAGGAGCUACAAGAAAAAGUUGAAUUGUCUCCAGAUCAGUUCACUGAAACCUAUGAAGAGUCAAAAGGAACAGCAGCACCAGAAGGACUGAAUGAAGCUGAGGUCACUUGUGAGAAGCAAGAACAGGAAGCCCCAGAUACUGAGGAAGAAAAUUCAGGGUCUGGAACAGAUAUCCAAGAAGAACACAGAGAAAAAAGAGAUCAGGAGAAGCAGGGAGAGGUAAUCUUGAACAUAGAGAAGAAGCCAAAAGAAGCUUCAGAAGAGCAACCUGUUGUGAUUCUAGAAAAGCAGGACACUGCAGUGAAGGUAGAAUCAGAACCUGUAGACCCAGUAGUCAAGCCAGUGCAGGUGGGUGGAUGUGAGCCAAAGAAGGUAGCUGCCUCUGAAAACGAGACAGGAAAGGGAAAGGCUGUUCUUGAGCAGCUCGUAGGGCAAGAAGUGCCUCCUGUUGAAGAGUCACCAGAAAUGACAACAGAAGCUGCAGAGGCCUCAGCUACAGAGGGUGGAUCAGAAGUCUCUGAGAAGCCUGGGCAGGAGGCCACUAUUCUUCCUAAGGAUGGUACAGUCAAUGGACUGCCAGCUGUAGGAGGUCAGACUCCUCUUGAACCACAGACUUCUGUAGAAAGACUGAUAGAAACAAAAGAUGGCUCAGGACUAGAGGAGAAGUUCAGGGCAAAGCUGGUUCCUAGCCAGGAAGAAACUAAACUGUCCAUAGAAGAGUCUGAGGCAGCUGGAGAAGGGGUUGAUACCAAGGUAGCCCAGGGAGCUACUGAGAAAUCACCUGAAGACAAAGUUAAGAUAGCUGCUAAUGAAGAGACACAAGAGAGAGAAGAACAGAUGAAAGAGGGUGAAGAAACCGAAGGUUCAGAAGAAGAGGAUAAAGAAAAUGAUAAGGCUGAAGAAACGCCAGAUGAUUUGGUUCUUGAAAACAAGUCUCUUCAAGAAAAUGAAGAGGAGGAGAUUGGGAACCUAGAACUUGCCUGGGAUAUGCUGGAUUUAGCAAAGAUCAUUUUUAAAAGGCAAGAAACAAAGGAAGCCCAGCUUUAUGCUGCACAGGCACAUCUUAAACUCGGAGAAGUUAGUGUUGAAUCUGAGAACUAUAUACAAGCUGUGGAGGAGUUCCAGUCUUGUCUAAACCUGCAGGAGCAGUACCUGGAAGCUCACGACCGUCUUCUUGCAGAGACCCACUACCAGCUGGGUUUGGCCUUUGGGUACAACUCUCAGUAUGAUGAGGCAGUGGCACAGUUCAGCAAAUCUAUUGAAGUCAUUGAGAAGAGAAUGGCUGUACUAAAUGAGCAGAUGAAGGAGGCUGCAGGAUCACUAACGGAAUACAAGAAAGAAAUUGAGGAGCUGAAGGAACUGCUUCCUGAAAUCAGAGAGAAGAUAGAAGAUGCAAAAGAGUCCCAGCGUAGUGGGAAUGUAGCUGAAUUGGCUCUGAAAGCUACUCUGGUGGAGAGCUCUACUUCCAGUUUCACUCCUAGUGGAGGAGCCUCUUCAGUUGCCAUGAUUGCCAGUAGAAAACCAACAGAUGGUGCUUCCUCAUCAAAUUGUGUCACUGACAUUUCCCAUCUUGUCAGAAAGAAGAGGAAACCAGAGGAAGAGAGCCCCCGGAAAGAUGAUGCAAAGAAAGCCAAACAAGAGCCGGAGGUGAAUGGAGGCAGUGGGGAUGCUGCCCCCAGCGGAAAUGAAGUUUCGGAAAACAUGGAAGAAGAGGCUAAGAAUCAGGCUGAAAGCCAGGCAACAGUGGAGGGGACAGUGGAGGCUGGAGCUACAGUUGAAAGCACUGCAUGUUAAGAGGGGGCAGAGCCUUCCUCCCAAGGGAAAGCGUUUUUGUAUAUAAUGUAUUUUUUCACUUUGGGGGGAUUCUUUUUGUAUAACUUCAAUAAAGAUUGUAAGCAAAGGUUGAGGCUUUGAUGGUUUUUUUUUUUUUUUUUUUUUUUUUUUAAUGGCGGAAUCUGUGCCUUGGAGCACUCCAGGUUUUAUCUAGUGGCCAAUGUUAUUUUUUUCUUUUUUGGCGUUCUGCACUGUUCUCUGUGUUGGAAGUUAUAAUCCCAAUUCCUGUCUUUCUUAUGUGGAAGUGAUCAAGUCAAGUGUGGCUGUAGGCACUUUGUCUUCCAACGGUGCUAUGUUUUUUUCUGUUUUCAAAUACUUGACUGAACCCAGCUGUUUGGCAAACCUUCAUUGGUGCUGUCCCUGGAAAGGGAUUAUAAAAACAAGACGUGAAGAUCUUGGCUCUUUGGUGCUGAAAAUGGAUGAUGGACUUUGGCUGUGAGCCAGGCUUUUGGUGGUACUUGUCUCAUAUCCACGUAGUCUUCUACUGGGGCCAUAAUCCUAUCCUGGAAAAAGAACUCUGAAGAAAACUUGGGGGAAAUUGAACCCUGAGGAAAACAGUCUCUGUGUUUAAUUGUAUAGAAUUGAACUCUGGUCUGAAAGUGGCUGAGGGCCAUGAUGGUGAUGGACAUUUGGGAUGUGGUUGGAAGAAUCUUUGGGGGAGGCUGGUUGAGUUAUAUUUGUUAUUUUCUGUAUAGAAAGGUUGAAAUAUAUCAACAUUUGGAAUUGUUACCCUGUCUACAGUUUCUCAAAUAAAGAUGCUAAAAAGA